AUGUCGACUACCACCACCCUACUCAACUCCUUGACACAAGAUCUCCUGACCCACAACACCUCGACUCCCUCUCCACCGCAACAGACAAUCAAGCUUGAGGACAUCCAGAAUUCCCCGAUGCCUCAAACUCCGCCUUCAUCAGGCACAAUGCCUGGUUCGCUGUCCAAACCUCCUACAUCCCACCCCAAGGAUCAGAAGACACAGCCUAAGAAAAGAAAAUCAUGGGGCCAAGCCCUCCCCGAACCCAAGACCAACCUCCCUCCUCGUAAGCGAGCAAAGACCGAAGACGAGAAGGAACAAAGACGCAUCGAACGUGUAAAGCGUAACCGUCUCGCCGCCCACAACUCCCGCGAGCGUAAGCGUCAAGAGGUCGAUGAACUCCGAGACGAGAGAGACCAUCUCGCCCGUGAGAAUUCUGCUCUGCGGGAAAUCAUUGCGAAAUACGCCCAAGUCGGUGUCAAGAUCGAACUCACCGAUUCUCAGCAAAAUGUCCUCGACUCCACUGAGACUGCCGAUUGGAUGACCAUGAAUCCCCGCAAAGCCUCGUACGACACCUCCGGCCCAGAAAGCUCGCCGUCCCUUGGCAGCAUUGAAUCCCCUACCGAUACCACCUCCCAGCCGGCAACCCCAGCGAUGAUGUCCAUUCCUGAGCCCGAUUUGACACAACAUUCUGCUGCAAUGUUGUGUGACCUGCAGUGUCAGUCGGAGCUCAGCAAUUGGCAUCUUCACUUGGCAAGCCUGGCUACGACAACUUUCUUACGAUGGACCCAAUCAUCCGCGACGAGCCUCUCUUCCAGGACAAUCUCUUCGACCUUUCCACGGAUGACGACAGCGCCUCUCACUUUAUGA
Pseudovirgaria hyperparasitica is the source of this 849-nucleotide messenger RNA. RefSeq lists its product as uncharacterized. Gene Ontology annotation, molecular function: DNA-binding transcription factor activity, RNA polymerase II-specific. Lineage: Eukaryota; Fungi; Ascomycota; Dothideomycetes; Acrospermales; Acrospermaceae. The record is from RefSeq and is a predicted model, not a curated record. The transcript has a single exon. The coding region runs from base 1 to 849 and encodes 282 amino acids. Gene Ontology annotation, biological process: positive regulation of transcription by RNA polymerase II.